This is a messenger RNA of Microthlaspi erraticum, 1236 nucleotides long. The record is from the annotation of a GenBank genome assembly. Lineage: Eukaryota; Viridiplantae; Streptophyta; Magnoliopsida; Brassicales; Brassicaceae.
AUGAUGAACAUCUUCCUCACAGAAGAUCUAUGGGCGAUUAUACUGUCGAGAUUACCACUAAAAACUAUCACCGCUUCAAAACUGGUUUGCAGACAAUGGAAAUCCGUCGUCGAAUCUCAGUUUCUCCGAGAGCUUUUCUUGUCUCGUCAUCAAAACUCGCAUCCUUCAUGGUCCCUCCUCAUGUUCAAGAAUUCUCUAAAAGAAGUUAAAGAAGUUGUGGCUCACUACGGAUGUGAGAUUUGGGGUCUUCAACGAUCUCUUGGUUCUUACGUCUCUUCUUUUCUUACCGACAAACUCCGCGAAGAUGAUAAACACCGACCGGUUUGGUUUGACGGAAACGUUAGUGUCGUUUACAGCGAUGUCGGAUUGAUUUUGAUCAGUUUUAGAAAGCCUUACGGGGGCUGGAACCGAACCUACUAUGUGGCUAAUCCGAUUACACGACAAUGUGUCGAACUACCUCCUCUUCCUCAUCUUCCAUUAGCUAAACCAUGCACAUACGAUGGACUCGCCACACGGAUUGAAAACGGUGUCGUUUUGAGUUACAAAGUUGUUCUGAUAGAGAGAUGGUACAGCGACACCAAUAACCUAUGUUUCCUGAUAUAUUCAUCAGAGACAGGCUUGUGGAGUUCCAACACUCUCCGUUCUCCUCUCACUUUACGCAGUGCUCUUGGUUUUGAUCCAGUUAGCUUGAACGGAAAACUUUACUGGCUCGGCCACAUCUCAGGCUUUGAAGAAGUUGUUUUCUCCUAUGAUUUCUACGCUACUGGCACGGAAUCUAGUCAAUGCAGAAUUAUACCUUUCCCCGACUUAGAAAGACAGCCGGAAUUCAGAAGAUCUUGCACAACUUCUCAAGGAUCUCUAAUGUAUAUGAACAUAUUCAGCGAACAAAAUGGUGAUGGAAGUGUGGAGCAUAAGUUGAGUGUAUGGAGGCUAAAGAGCGACGACGAAUGGCAACUAGUAUCUAAAAUAUCUCCCGCUUGUAUUAAGACACGUUCCGACUAUUCUCCGCUGAUGAUAAACCCUUUUGAUGCUGAUACAAUGUACCUGGUGAGCAAGAUGCAUAAAUGUUUGGCAUCUACUAACGUCCACAAAGGCAAGUUUGGGCUUCACAACAACUUGGAACGUAGCAGCAAUGGCCGCACCCUGAGUUUUUCUGGAGGGUUUAGCGAUUUAAGAAGACUUUCCACUUUCCUCUCCCGCUUUGGCUAUAUCGGAUUCCUUCUCCACCGUCAUUAG